Messenger RNA from Penicillium canescens, 1128 nucleotides. RefSeq names its product D-alanine--D-alanine ligase family protein. Gene Ontology annotation, biological process: peptidoglycan biosynthetic process. Gene Ontology annotation, molecular function: D-alanine-D-alanine ligase activity; ATP binding; metal ion binding. Lineage: Eukaryota; Fungi; Ascomycota; Eurotiomycetes; Eurotiales; Aspergillaceae. Bases 1 to 1128 code for a protein of 375 amino acids. The record is from RefSeq and is a predicted model, not a curated record. The transcript has 3 exons.
AUGACCAGAACUAAAUCCAACCUUCUCAUUGCUCUCAUUUAUGAAGACCCACAGAUCUAUCGCGAUCUCGGCUACCCAGCUUCUCAUAUCUCCCAUCUAGAUACCUGUACCCCGGCCGAGGAUGUUAUUGUCGCUCUCAGCAGGCUCGGACACAGGGUGAUUCCUAUCCCGGAUGUGCAGACGCUGGCGAGAAAGCUUGGUGCCGGUGAAGGGGCGCAGUGGGAUCUAGCGGUGAAUAUCGCUGCGGGGGUGUAUGGAGCUGCAAGGGAAGCGCAGGUGCCCGCUAUGCUGGAGGCAUUUGCGGUGCCGUUUACAUUUUCGGAUGCGGCGACUAUGGCGCUUUGUUUGGACAAGGGGAAAACAAAGAUGGUCCUCGAGCACUACGGCAUCCCGACAUCCCCCUUCGCAAUCAUCAAUCUAGACCGAUAUCCCGACAAACCCAUAACACCAAACGUCGUCAACUCCCUGACGAAAGGAUCCAAACACGCAUCGUCACUCCUGGACCCAGCAUCGUACCCACUCUUCGCAAAGCCACUAGCAGAAGACACCUCGAAAGGAAUUAAGCAGAUAAGCGUCAUCCAUAACGUUAAUCAGCUCUGCCAAGCCAUCGAAGAACUGCGCUUAAGCACACGCGCGAUCCCAGCAAUUCUAGUCGAGAAGUUCUUGACAGGUCGUGAGUUCACUGUGGGGAUCCUAGGCACAGGCGAUGACGCAUGGGUUCUAGGAGUCGAUGAGAUUGUGUGGAACGAUCAGGUCAACGGGGACUCUGACGUUGCUGUUGACGUUGUGCAGUUUGCGACUGAGAAAUCUAAGACUAGUGAGGACUGGGAUGGCAUCGCGGAUGAAGUCCCAGCCAAUCGGGCCGAUCCACUGGUCGAGCAGGCAUGCACGGUCGCCUUGCGGGCCUGGAGAGCAAUAGGCUGUCGUGAUGGUGGACGAGUUGAUAUCAGGUUCGAUGCUUCGGCCGGAGUGGCUAAUGUUCUGGAGAUCAAUCCAUUGGCGGGUCUGAAGCCUGAAUGGUCUCAGCUGCCGAUGAUUGCUGCGCACAAUGGCAUGUCAUUUGAUACUUUGUUUGAGCAUAUAGUUCGCAGCGCACUGAAGAGGGCUCCAGCGCAAUGGAGGAUGUGA